AAAAUAUUGAAAAAAAAUCUGAAACUUGGCGAAUGGUCAACAAAUACCAGAAUUUAAAAACUCAAUGGAUCGCUCUCGGGACGUGAGGGCGUCGAAGGAGCGUAGAUGAGUUCAGCCGUCUCCCUGACUGAAAAAGCCUCCAGUUCUAUGCCAUCCAACCUCUCCGGUACGACCUGGGGUUGCGACGGGGUAGCUAGUAAAUCUUCAACCGUGGGUGAAGAGGAAGAUAAAACGGGGAGGAAGGCGUUAACUAAAGUACAUUGGACGCUGUGCAAGGUGGGAGGAAUAAAAGAAAGUAAAGUGAGCGCAGACGCAUGCGCAGUUGGUGAUGUGAGGCUGGCGGUCGCCUCACGUUUGGGGUGAUGCCCUCCAGUGAGCCCCAUCCCCCCCAGUACCAUCUUCAGCACCGCACAAUUCCACCAUCUCAUUUGCAACAGCACUCGUCGUCACCGACGAGCGCAUCAAUUGGCCAGCAUCAGCUAUAUCAACAGCUGGUGGCUGUCCAUCAUAGCCAGAAUCAACAGAGCCAGCAGCACGGCGUUGGCUAUCAAAAUUCCGCGUACGCGCUACAAAAACAGGAGAUGAGCCCGGAGGAGGAGGGUGGCCGGAGUGGCGGGUCCCCUCCGGCUGCUGGGGCUGCACUCCAUCAGCCACAUCAUCCACGCACCGCAUCACCACCAUCAGGUACAGAGCCCUGUAAUCGUGAUGCUAUACCCACACCAACGCCAACAGCCGAUACAACAACAACAACAACAACAACAGUGGUCAGCUCUAAUGAUACAAUAGCAACAGCAUCGGCUGCAGCAAGUGGUGGUGCUACUAUAACGACAACGAGUAUGCAGUCACAGUCGCAGUCGCAGUCGCAGUUGCAAUCACAACAGCAGCAGGGUCCAAGUCCGAGUCCAAGUCCAACAGGUGGUGAUGUUGAAAAAUUUGAUGGUAAAAUUGUUUAUAAUCCUGAUGGAUCGGCGUAUAUUAUUGAGGGUGAGAGUGAAUUGAGUGAGGACGAUUCAUUGCCAGAUGGUUGUAUCGUUGAUGGUCGUGGUGUUUCAGUGCCACACUCACUGGUAUUUCCACAAAUAGCAAGCGCCUACUAUGUGUCAAGGUUAUACGCCCAUCAGGCAUAUCAACAACAGCAGGCACAACAGCAGCAGAGAAAUUCAGCACAACCCCAUAAUCCCGAUUUGCCUGUUAUGCACAGUUAUCGGGUUAUUAGUUAUAGAACAGCGGAGGGUAGUAAAGCGCCGCCGCCAACGCCAGCUCCACCGCCUCCAUCAACCUCGGUACCGGUCAAGCCGAUUCUCAUGUGUUUUAUAUGUAAACUGAGUUUUGGCUAUGCUAAAAGUUUUGUUGCACACGCUCAGGGUGAGCAUCAGUUGACACUGAUGGAGGAUGAGAGGCAGGUGCUGUCGCAUGCGACGACGUCAGCUAUUAUUCAGACUGUUGGAAGGGGUAAACAACCAUUGGUCAGUUUUCUUGAGUCAGUGACAAGUUCAUCGUGUCCACAAAGUUCCCCGGUGCAAUCGCAAUCGCAAUCGCAAACGCAACAGCGUGGCUCCGAAUCCAAUGACCACGAGAUACCGACUGCAGCCAGUACACCCACAAGUACACCGGGUAUACCAACUAGUCCACAAGCACAAUCGCAGAGGCCAUCUCCAAGUACGCCAACGACACCAACGUCCCAUACGAAUUCGUUGAAUUUCAAUCAUCAACCCUCACAGCAUCAGUGGACGGGUCAAGUUAGUGCUGCCUCGUGGGCCAAAGCGCCAGAGGCUAUGCUUUAUACAUCACCUCCACCACCAUCCUCGACUAAGGGCUCACCAUCGUCGUACGCUGCCCUCACCCAGCAGCCACCAAAUUUUCUUACCGGCACGACAAUCGGCGUAUGCCCGGAGCACAUGCAGGGCAGACCCAGUGGCGUUGAAUGCCCAAAGUGUGAAUUAAUACUUACCAGUAGUCGUUUAGCUGGACCUGGUGGACCUCUCGCUGGCAUUCACAGUCGCAAUUCAUGUAAAACAUUGAAGUGUCCAAAAUGCAAUUGGCACUACAAGUACCAGGAGACACUGGAAAUACACAUGAAGGAAAAACAUCCGGAGAGUGAAACCUCGUGUAUCUACUGUAUCGCUGGUCAACCGCAUCCGAGGUUAGCGAGGGGUGAGACGUACACUUGCGGUUACAAGCCGUACAGGUGCGAAGUUUGUAACUACUCAACGACAACCAAGGGCAAUCUCAGUAUACACAUGCAGAGUGACAAGCAUUUAAAUAAUAUGCAAGAAUUGCAGCAGGGUGGUGGUGCUGCUGCUGCUGCUGUUGCAGCAGCGAGUAAUCCUUCGUCUUCGCAGGAGGCACCAAUGCCAACGCGGAGUCCCCAUCAUCAACAAAAUCACAGUCCCCAUUUGGCUGGCCAGGCUGUCACUCAGGGUAAACCAAAACCGACAUUUCGUUGUGAUGUAUGUAAUUAUGAAACAAAUGUUGCCAGAAAUCUCAGGAUACACAUGACGAGUGAAAAACAUACGCACAAUAUGCUGGUACUUCAGCAAAAUGUUAAACACAUGCAGACAUUAUCAGCACUCCAGUCACAUCAUCAACAGGCACAGCAGCAUCAUCAUCAAGCGGCUGCACAGCAGCAGCAGCAGCAGCAGCAGCAAUUGGAACAAUUGUUACAUCUCGGUGGUCUGGAUAAACCACAGCACGCCGAGGCUGCGCUAGCUGAUAUGGCAUACAAUCAGGCUCUUCUCAUUCACAUGGUAGCUGGUGGUCAAUUACCUCCCCAAUUACCACCAGAAUUAUUAGGCGGUAUGGCGAGUAUGAGUGCAAUGAGCAAUCUGGCUGGUGACGUUGGUCUGUCCCCAGAUAGCAUGGAACCACCACCAGAACCAGCCGAUCCCGAUCCAACCCACCUCUAUCACUGCUGUGUGUGCAAUAACUUUAGCACAGACUCUCUCGAUGCUCUCGGUCAUCAUCUUGCCACUGAUAGGACGAGAACGCGAGAGGGUGAAAUACUCGCCCUCGUUGCUGGCAAUUUUGUCUGUAAACUGUGUUCCUACAAGACCAAUCUCAAGGCUAACUUCCAACUGCACUGUAAAACAGACAAGCAUCUCCAACGGUUGCAGCAUGUUAAUCAUGUUAAAGAGGGCGGUCCUCGUAAUGAGUGGAAGCUCAAAUUCCUUGCGUCCCCAACUAGUGCACAAUUGCGCUGUCACGCAUGUGACUACUAUACAAAUAGUGCCCAUAAGCUAGUCAUGCAUGCAGACUCGCCCAGGCAUCAAGCAGCAGCAUUACUUUUACGGCAUCUACUCGAGGCCAGUGCCAAUACCCAAUCACAAAAUAAACUCUAUCACUGCGCGCUAUGUGGAUUCAGUGCAAGGCACCGGUUACCAUUGUUGCAACACGUUAGAUCACUGAGACAUCUGCAAAUGGAGCAACUCCAUCAGCUCCACAGACGCAGUGGUAUACAAGGCAAUGACAAUCCCCAUACAGACAUCGGUGAUGUUUUCCAAGUUGUUGCCGAUCCCGAUGCACCAUCAACCCAACAAGCUAGUCCCACAACUCCAACGACACCCAAUGCCGCUACCACUAACAACGAGCGGCGUGAGGACAGCAGCGAUUGUGGUAGUGAGGUGAAGCAAGAGCCAGACAACGAGCAAGAGCAAGAACCCGAGCCGGAAAACGAGACAGAGGAAAUUGUAUGUCCAUUCUGUACGUAUCAGCCAACAUCGAAGGAGGAAUUGAAGCAGCACCUUCAAGUGGCUCAUACACAAGAGAACGAAGAGAAGAUGGAAGUUGUUAAAGAAGAGCCUGUACAAGAGUUGUUGUGUCCAUUGUGUCAGGAUGGGUUCAAAGAGCGUGCUGCACUUGAAAAACACGUAAUGCAAAUUCACUCGGUGAAUGCCGAUGGUCUCCAGAGGCUUUUGCUUCUUGUUGAUCAGAGUCACUGGUUGAAUAAUAGUCCACGAAAUACAUCUACACCGGCAGCAACACCAACAUCACCAAGUACAACAAAACAACAUUUAGAAGAUGAUAAUGAGAGAACAAGUGAUGAGGUUGAGGAGAUUGCAAGGUGUACAAUUUGCGGUAGAAUCUGCAGAUCUCUGGAGGAGCUCCAACAGCAUCACAGGGAGUCACAUCCAGCGACAACGCCCACCUUGGCUGUCAGUGAGAAACACGUCUAUAAAUACCGAUGUGGCCAGUGUAGUUUGGCCUUCAAAACACUUGAAAAACUUCAACAACAUUCACAAUAUCACGCCAUUCGUGACGCCACCAAAUGUGCACUCUGCGCCAGGUCGUUUCGCUCUGUUCAGGCACUUCAACGACACUUGGAAACGGCCCACGCCGAUCUCCAGGAGGAUGAACUGGCGCAGUACAAGCAGAGCCUACUCCACGCUCAUCCCCUUCUUCAGGCGCUCACUGACGAGGCAAUUAGACGUCAGAGUGGUGUCAUUGGCGAGCAAAAUGUCGAAGAGGAGUCGAGGGGUGACGAGGAGGAGAGCGACGCCAGUGACUCACCGCCACUUCACAAAGAGCAGAGAUUACUAGAGGAUUAUCUCAAUAGUCAGGCAAUAGCUGAAGACUCGUAUCAAGAUCCUCAACGUAGAUUCAAGUGCCAUCGUUGCAAAGUUGCCUUUACGCGGCAGAGCUACCUCACUGGACACAACAAGACAUUGUUACAUCGUAAGGGUGAAAAAAUGACCUAUCCAAUGGAGAAAUAUCUUGAUCCCAAUAGGCCGUACAAAUGUGACGUAUGCAAAGAGAGUUUUACGCAAAAGAAUAUAUUACUGGUUCAUUACAAUAGUGUCAGUCAUUUACACAAGCACAAGAGAGCAAUGCAGGAGCAGGGAAACAACAAUACCCUCAUAUCUGUUAUACCACCAGCGAGUCCCACCGAAUCACCUGAUUCCCAACAGGAUCACGACAAAAAACCAUACAAAUGUAAUAUCUGCAAAGUUGCCUACUCUCAAGGUAGCACCCUAGACAUUCACAUGAGAAGUGUUCUCCAUCAAACACGAGCCAGUAAAUUACCAGAUCUCGCUGCCAGCGGUCAACUCGAUCUAGCGCGGCCCCUCAUCGAACAGCCACCCCCAUCCAGCCCAAAUAGUCCACCAGGCAGCACAAAUGCCGCCAACAGUAACAGCAAUAUGCUCUCUUGUCCCCGCUGUAGUGCUCUAUUUGUAAAUCAGGAGCAACUGACCACUCAUCAGCAGCUGUACUGCAUCUUCAGUAACCCCUUGGCAUUAUUUCAAACUCUAGCUGCAUCACAGCAGAUGGCUGCUUCGACACCUGACAAAACACCUCCACCCAUUUCCACAACACCGGGCCCUCAACAGCAGUACGCCCAGCACACGCAGGCAUCUAAUCAAGUCGCCCAAGAUAUCUUAUCUCAACCCAGACACAAGACCUCACAAAUGUACAAACACUUACUCGAAAGUUUUGGCUUUGAUCUCGUAAUGCAAUUCAAUGAAAAUCACCAGAGGCGUCAGAGGAAAGAGGAGGAGGAUAGGGCUGCCCUUCAGGCACAGCAGGAACAGCAAAAGCAGGAGCAGCAAGCCAAACAGGCAUUGGCUGCUCAACAGGCAAUGGAGAAAGAGGAUCAGGAGACUGAGGAGCCAGGUGAGGAGGAGGCGACAAUCCCCGAAUUGACGAGAAGUACGUGUCAACAUUGCAAUAAAGAAUUCAGCAGUGUGUGGGUACUGAAGGCACACUGCGAGGAGGUACAUCGUGAUUUGGUGCCGCGUGAAUUUCUUGAAAAAUACGCUCAACAGUUUAAAUGUGAAUAUGAGAAGAAGAGUGUUGUGGUAACAGCGGCAACUUCGUCAUCGACAACAACGGCGCCGCGCAGUUCAACACCGGCCACCGCCGCCAAUCAGCCCCAGGACUUGAGCUCAGAUAAGGAGAAACGAGAUAAGGAUAAAGAAGAGUUAACGGAGAGUAAAGAGCGAGUCAGUCGUACACCGGAGGCCACAUCGACAACUCCGGCUACAACGCCAGCACUCAGUAAUACACCAGUAUCGAGUAUAGAAUCAGUUACACCCACUGCUGUUCCGGCCAAUAAUCCACAGCACUCUAUGCAGUCUCAGUCACAACAGCAGCAGCAGCAGCAGCAGCAGCAACAACAACAACAACAACAACAACAGCAUGCUCAACAAAUGACAUUGGCUCAACAAAUGUCGGAAAUGCAGGCGGCAUUAAAUGCUGUAGCUGCUAGUCAGUUGCAACAACACUUGCAACAGUAUCCGGGAUUGAUGAUGGGGAUGAUGGGACUACCGUUGGGUCUCAAUGUGCCAGCUCUUGCAGCUAUGAAUCUUCAACCACCAUUAGUACCGAUGAUGUUACCACCCCCACCUUAUGAUGGCAGUAAUAAUCAGAAUCCUGCAUAUCCACCGAUACAGGCACAAGCGGAUCUUCUUGCCAAGCAGCAUCUCGCACUUCAACAGCAACAGGCAGCGGCGGCAAACGCAGCAGCAUCCCAGAAGCGUGCCCGUACCAGAAUAACCGAUGAUCAGCUGAAAAUCCUCCGUGCGCAUUUUGACAUCAACAAUUCUCCAGGCGAGGAGCAAAUCGUCGAUAUGGCGAAACAAAGCGGUCUUCCCCCAAAAGUCAUCAAGCACUGGUUCAGAAACACACUAUUCAAAGAGCGUCAGCGUAACAAAGACAGUCCUUAUAAUUUCAACAAUCCCCCAAGCACAACUCUCAACUUGGAGGAGUACGAGAAAACUGGUGAGGCCAAAGUGACGCCCUUGAACUCCUCCACUUCAGGGGGAAGUUCCUCCGACGACAAGAGCCCAAACAAGCAAUCAUCACCGCCACCAAGCACCUUGGCAACUACUCCAAUAGCUGAGAUUAAGCAGGAGCCAAUGGACUCAAUGUCAUCCCAACAAAUGCUCCCUCAACAUCAGAUGGAUCAGGAGCCCCAUCACUCACCGGGAAGUUCUGGGGGCCAACAAUCUCGUCCUCACUCACCGGCAUUGAGCAUGAGUUCGGUUUUUUCCGGACUCCACCAUGAUAUGUCUCAUGGCUGCACCACAAACAAUCCAGGGACGCCAAUGCUCCCACCAAAACUAACACCACAAAAUUUUGCCAGUCCAAAUCCCGGAGCUGGCAAUGUCGUUGCCAGUUCAAUAGCUGCCAUGGCCCUGACACCUCAACGAUCCUUGAGUCCAGGCCGUGGUCCCACGGAUUUUUCCUUCGGUGGAAACAGCAAUGGGAGUAAUUCCUCGGGCGGUAGCUCUGGAAAACGUGCCAACCGAACGAGAUUCACCGAUUAUCAAAUAAAAGUGCUCCAAGAAUUUUUCGAGAACAAUGCAUACCCAAAAGACGAUGACCUGGAGUAUCUGAGUAAACUUCUCGGUUUGUCACCGCGAGUGAUAGUAGUGUGGUUUCAGAAUGCACGGCAAAAGGCACGAAAAGUAUACGAGAAUCAGCCAGCAGCCGAGCCAGUAACACCAGGUGGACGGGAGAGUGACGACGGUUCAGGUCGAUUUCAACGCACUCCAGGACUGAAUUAUCAAUGCAAAAAGUGUUUGCUCGUGUUUCAGCGUUACUAUGAACUUAUUCGUCAUCAGAAGACCCACUGCUUCAAGGAGGAGGAUGCGAAAAGAAGUGCCCAGGCUCAGGCAGCAGCAGCCCAAGUAGCUGCAGUUUUGAGCUCUGAAGACAGUAACAGCAGUUCAACAACAACAACAACAACAACAGCAACGACAAACGCAGUGCCAAAUAAUCCCAGUACUCCAGCCCUGACUGACCAGCUCCAACGACCCCUGAGCACUUCAACACCACCGCAUAUACAGCAAUCCCUCCCUAGUCAAUUACCAACGACUCCUCAAUCCACUCAACCAGCUCAGUCCGAAUCGAAAGAGGCAAGUUUUCAGUGUGACAAGUGCAACUUAAUGUUCGGUAGAUUUGAACUGUGGCGUGAACAUCAGCUGGUACAUAUCAUGAAUCCAUCGCUCUUUCCACCAGCCUAUCCUCCAGACUCACCCUUUGGAAUUCUCCAGCAACAAGCGCUCAACGCAAGUACCGGCAUCACUGGCGAUCCCCCACAUCCUUUGAUUGCCAUGAUGCAGGAUCGAAAACGUAAGUUUGAGGAUUUUGAAGAAAAUACUGGUAGUGAAAAUCGUAAUAAUUCUGAGCACAGCGAGCAGCCCAAGGACAAGCGAUUGAGAACGACUAUUUUACCUGAACAAUUGGACUAUCUCUACCAGAAAUACCAGGUGGAAUCAAAUCCCUCUAGAAAGAUGCUGGAGACAAUAGCGAGAGAGGUGGGACUGAAGAAGCGAGUAGUUCAGGUUUGGUUUCAAAAUACGAGAGCACGCGAGCGUAAAGGACAGUUUCGUGCUCACAGCCAAGUAAUUAACAAACGUUGUCCUUUUUGUCCGGCAUUAUUCAAGGUCAAAUCAGCCCUUGAAUCUCACUUGAGUAGCAAACACGCGGACCAGGUGGCACGUGGGGAAGUUAAUAUCGACAACAUUCCUGACGAGGAAUUGUCCAUGGAGUCAGCGCCAUCGAACCCAAGCACCCCGAACAUGAUGCCCCCCCUUUUUCCCCCAUUCAACUCGGACGUUGAGGCAUCCUUGAAAAAAUACUAUGAAGAAUCGAUGAAGCGUUACAUCAGUGAACUCCAGGCUCACACGAGUAAUGGUAAACAGGAGAAUUCGGCGAGCCAGGGUGCCAGUGCAACGGGAGAAUCCCCUUUGGACCUCAGCAAGCCAGUGGAUCUCAGUCGACCAGUUAAACUCAACCUGGGAAGUUUGACUAAUCUCCUGGAGGAGCAACAGCACAGCCUAGCCCAGCACUUUCGUGGCGGCAGUGACUGUGGACCAUUGACAGAUCUCUCCGAGCGAAGUAUCUGUGAUGACGAUAGCAUGAGCGAAACAACUGAAUUCCUCGAUGACGAGAGUGGUCCAGCGAGUCCUGCCUCGAGUACCCAGAGCUCGAGACACGGUGGUACAGUAACAACACCUGGUGGUAUGACAUCGGUGUCGGGUGGUAAUGCAGCAAGUGGCAAUUCAACGAGUGGCAAUGCAUCAGGAGGCAAGAGGUACAGAACACAGAUGUCAGCGACUCAGGUGAAAGUGAUGAAGUCACUGUUCUCUGAUUACAAGACACCAACGAUGGCAGAGUGCGAGAUGUUGGGCCGGGAGAUUGGACUACCAAAGCGCGUCGUCCAGGUAUGGUUCCAGAAUGCCAGGGCUAAGGAAAAGAAGGCGAGAUUGGCAGCUGGUCUCCCGGCGGAGGGCUCUGCUGUACAACCCCAUCGUGGACCAACGGGUCCUGAUGAAUGCCGCUUGUGCUCAGUACGUUAUACACCCAAAUCACCACUCCAGGAGCAUGUUUUUUCACGUAGACACAUUGAGUCUGUGCGCGUUGCUGUUGAGGAGGGUAGCCUGGUACCGCCAACCCCAGGUGCACCGAUAUUACCGGCUGGAACGGGAAGCAGUAUGACAAAUCCAACAACUGGUCAAUCAAAUACCCAAUCACAGAAUGACGAAAAUAUGAUGUAUGGAUCAUUGUUCCUUCAUCCAACAGCCAUGUUUCAGUCGCAACAGCAGCACGGAACAACGGCCAGUACGGCUACCACCACCCCCGGUGAGUGUCUGGCUGACCUCUUAGACUCGUAAAAAAAAAAAAAAAAAAAACAAUGAGAUAAAGAAAUUAUGAGAAAAAAUAUAUUUACUGCCUGUACAACGCUUGCGCGCGCAACGCCACUCCUUUAACGUUCGUAACGAAUUUUAUUAUUGUAUUUAUUAAAAUAAUAUACAUGAGGAAUUUAUCACGUGGUCUCGGUGUGAUUAUAUUGAAUAUCGGACGUGCCAUGUCAAAUCAGUCAUUACGGCUAUAGAUGAAUGUCAUUCUUUAAUUUUAUGACAAAAAAACAUCCACAUUCAAUAAUUCCGAGAAAAUCAAUAGACAUUAGGAGAAUUCUAAUAAAUAUUUUCUUGAAUUUUCAUAAUUUUUCUCCUGAAAAUUACUACGCAACUGUCCAUGGAAUUUCAAUUGUCGUUCAACAGUGUAAAUUUCAAGGAAACAAGUGAUGCUUGAUUCAAAUAUGCCAAUUAACAUUUAUAAGACAAAAAAAAUCAAAGGUGCCUGAGUUGACAUGGAAUGUUCUAUAUAUUAAUUGAUAAAUCAAUAUGUGACACUUUUUAUUUUGAGAGAGUGUGAGAGUCUGUAUCAAGUGAGUGGUGUGCACGCGUUAGCUUUCAGGGAAAAUAUAUUUGUUUUCCAUUUGUAUUUAGUUGUUCGUCUCGUGCACGUAAUUAUUCGUUGAUCACGUUUUUUUUCAAUAUUGUAUAUCAUAAUUUUACCUUUACCUUAUAUAUUUACCAAUUACGUCGCAUAAUCAUCUUUUUUUGGGGGCCCGUGUGAUAAUCUAGGGGGUCCGUUUGAAAAGAUACCUUGUCGUGUUUAUAUUAGAUAAAAUUGAAUAAUUUUAUUAUAGCGAUGAAUAAUAUAUCCAGAGUUAGGCAAUACUGAAAGUUCCUAUCAGAUGACUAUUUGUAGAAAUAAGGGAGAGACACCACUUUAGGAAAAAAAAAAACAAAGAAAAAGAAACGCGAUUGAAAAACGACCGCGUGUUUUUGAAUGAAAAUAACAGAAUGAAUUACAAAAGAAAAUGUAGUAAAACCGACAAUAGUGAUCUGCGACAAUGCAUUCACUAUGCAUAAAACACAAAGUAAAUAAAACUACUUGAAAAACCAUGAAUGAGAAUGAAAGAAUGAGAAUUCUUCUUUUAUAAAUAAAAUUAGAUCUUUAAGUGAGUAAAGAUCUUUGUCAUUGCUGCCGGAGAUACGAGAAAAAUAGACGUGUUUGUUCAUUAUUAUUAUUAUUAUUAUUAUUAUUAUUAUUAUUAUUAUUAUUAUUUCACAUCACGUAAGUUGUACAGUAAAGACUAUAUUAGGAUGUAAUUAUCUCGAUUUUAAUUAAACUAAUUAAACUC
Messenger RNA from Diachasma alloeum, 10933 nucleotides. RefSeq names its product zinc finger homeobox protein 4 (gene zfh2). The transcript is spliced from 7 exons. The coding region runs from base 363 to 9614 and encodes 3083 amino acids. The record is from RefSeq and is a predicted model, not a curated record. Gene Ontology annotation, biological process: regulation of transcription by RNA polymerase II. Gene Ontology annotation, cellular component: nucleus. Lineage: Eukaryota; Metazoa; Arthropoda; Insecta; Hymenoptera; Braconidae. Gene Ontology annotation, molecular function: zinc ion binding; DNA-binding transcription factor activity, RNA polymerase II-specific; RNA polymerase II cis-regulatory region sequence-specific DNA binding.